Drosophila willistoni is the source of this 2264-nucleotide messenger RNA. RefSeq lists its product as uncharacterized. Gene Ontology annotation, cellular component: nucleus. NCBI's taxonomy places the organism in Eukaryota, Metazoa, Arthropoda, Insecta, Diptera, Drosophilidae. Bases 81 to 2060 code for a protein of 659 amino acids. The record is from RefSeq and is a predicted model, not a curated record. The transcript has 7 exons.
UAUAAACAUAAACAAAUUUAAUUUCUUCUUCUGAAUAACAAUUAAAGAAAGAAUAGAAUAUACGAAACGAAUUGGAGAUAAUGAAAUUGCUGCAGGCAAAACGCACCCAACGAGGGGUACGAAAAUGUGCGAGUUGUGGAACGUUAAACGGAAAUCGCGCCCAGAUGUGUCGUAAUUCCGACUGUCCACAGAAUGAAAAUAAAAACCUAAUUAGUUAUGAUAUCGUGUUAUUGGCUUCCCUGCGAGCCGGUUCUGCUAUGUACUCCCUAAGGACAAAGGAACACACAACACAGCCCCGAAACUUUGUUUGCAUUCAGGAUGUGACUGUUUCACUGCAGCCAAAUGCUGCAGUGGUGUCCAGCAAGGCAGUCUGUCAUGUGGAUGAAUGCAAGGGCAACGAUUCUGUUGACCCCACCGAUUGCCGCCAUGUGAAAGCCUGUCGCGAGCUUAGCUCCAGUGGCAGUGUGCCACAGGCUGAGGUGUAUAAAGUGUCUCGAGAGGUGCUUUGGAAUCUUAACAUCAGUCUGGACCACAAGCAGCAUCUUUGGCAUCUCAACAAGGUGGCCGAGGAGCAGGCACAGCUGCCGGCAGUGCAGCGUCUAAGUGCCACAACAUUUGCUGUGCAAUGUGAACGCUCCGAUACUUUUCCCGCUGGCCGAUUACAUGUCACUGCACUGGCCAAUGGCUUGUCCACCAGAAAAGGCAUUUAUGCUUGCGCCUGUCGCAAGCUAAAGAUUAUAGUAGAGCCCGACAACUCUCUGGUCAUGCAGGAUGAGAUAUGUGAUCAUUUGCUGUUGGUUCUCGCCGGCAUCUUGAGUACGCCGCAGGGCAAACGCAUUUAUGGCAACUUUACCAAUAGUCUGAAAUCGUUUUGGAUGCCCGAAAGGUUGGAAACACCUCUGGAAGAAAAUACGCAAGACGAUUUUGGUUUAAGCUUGAACAUGGAUUUGGUAGAUGAAAUUGACCACAACGUUGAUAUAUUAGUUUUUGGGGAUCAUCUUGAUCUGCCUGUGCCAGACAUCUCUGACAUCACCUUCAAUGUGGACAGUAUGCAGGCUGACAUGAUCUCAAGCCAAAGCACAGUCCACUAUGCCAAUGAUGCUCAGCUGCUGUCCAAUUGUAAUUUCUAUGGAGAGCCCGAGGAUCAGCAUCUGGAGCUUACCGAUUGCAACAUAGAACUGAUGGAUGAAUAUCAAUUGACCGACCAAAUUGAUUUAAGCAGCGAAGACAUAGAGCUUCCCAUGAUGAGCGGCGAACCAUUGAACAUUCUGACUGCUCCACCCAUUUUCACAGAAAAGCAGCCACCACCCGCAGUCAGUAAUCAGUUGCCUCCCAUAGAGUUGCCCACCAUUUCAGUGGUAAAGAAGGCACCAAUAAAAGCCUCGGAAAUUGUGACAGAAGUAAAGGGUCGCCGACAGCCAACAUUGCCGGCGAAACGUGAACUUAUUGUAAAUAAUUCGACCUCCAGUAGUAGCGUGGAGAUUCCUAUAUUCGCAAGUCCAGAGGUACAACCUGCUUUGGCCUACUCGGCCUGGCUAGAUUAUGUGAUAGAAGUGCUAAACACUUCCAUGGAGCCAGAGGACGAGGGCCUCACAAUGGAACCUAAGAAACAAUUAAUGAAUCAAAGAUUCCAUGUCCACAAGGAGACAUUUUCGCACUUUUGUAAAAGUUUUAGUGUUGGAAUCAAACGUCGACCCCUGCAUCAAGUAACUGUGAUUGAGUCGGGCAAACAUAAAGGUCUAACUAAAUAUGUUUGGCACUUUACUGCCCCGCAUACAGUAAAGCGUAUAUUUAGUACACCAAAUAUUUUUUUACAUCUGGAGCAUUCCUAUGAAUACCAUGAUGAUGGUAGAUUUGUUCCCUAUGUACGAGAACAGGCGCCCAUAAAACACGGCCAACGUGCCAUCUAUGCUCGCCUCAAGCUCUAUAUGGUGAAAAUGAUAUUUGACUCCGCUUCUAAGACUGGCCUAAUGAUAGCCUGGAUUCCCGAUGUUUUUAAAAUGAGUAACUUUGGCAUUAUGGAAAUUGAAUUUACGUUAGAGUUUCGUGGACCAAACUGAGUAACUAAAUACGUGAAGAUGUAUUUUUUUGGUUUUACGGUUUAUUAUGAAGCAUUUUUUACCUUGCCAUGGGGAAUUUACAAGCUUUCUAUGUAUUAGUCAAUACAAUCCACUUAAUAUCUACUUAAUUUAGAGUUGGUGAAAAAAACAUAUAACUUUAAAAUUGGUCAUUAGUUGUAAAUAUGUGGAGAGUUUUCUUUUUGU